Impatiens glandulifera is the source of this 1470-nucleotide messenger RNA. Its product is annotated as isoprenylcysteine alpha-carbonyl methylesterase ICME-like. Bases 16 to 1341 code for a protein of 441 amino acids. The record is from RefSeq and is a predicted model, not a curated record. The transcript is spliced from 9 exons. NCBI's taxonomy places the organism in Eukaryota, Viridiplantae, Streptophyta, Magnoliopsida, Ericales, Balsaminaceae.
UGCUUGCUACCUACAAUGUUGCUGAGAUCAAAACAGAAUUUAUCCUCCGCUUCUCUUCUCAUUUCUCCUCCUACUCCUCAAUUUAAGGAGGAUGAUUAUUCCAAUGUCAUUCAUACAAAUAAACCUUAUUAUCUUCCUAGGGUUUCCGAUCAAACAACUACCAAAUUCUCUCACAAACCGCACUCCCACUCACCCUGUCCUCUUCAACUCCCCGACGCUAUUCACGCCCGAUCGUCCGCUCGUGUCGACUCUGCACUACAACAACAACAACAACAACAACAACAAGAGGAGACGACGUACCUAUUGAUGAUAUUAAACUUCACUCGUUGCAUUCGGUCAGGCUGUAUGGUCAUACUGAGGGUUAUUGCCAUUCUUUCUUAUGCUUUCCUUAUUUCCCCUGGUUUUCUAAGAGGAGCAUACUAUUAUUAUACCUCAAGUCAUGUCCGCAGAGAUAUAGUCUAUGGCGAUCAACCGAGGAAUAAGCUCGAUCUGUAUUUACCAAUUAAAUCUCAUUGCCCAAAGCCAGUUGUUGUGUUUAUAACUGGAGGAGCAUGGAUUCUUGGGUAUAAAGCAUGGGGUUGUCUUUUAGGGAAGCAGCUAUGUGAAAGGGAUAUCAUUGUGGCGUGCAUAGAUUACAGGAAUUUUCCUCAAGUUAGCAUGAGCAAGAUGGUGCAGGAUGCUUCUGAAGGAAUAUCGUUUGUUUGUAAGCAUAUUGCUGAUUAUGGAGGCGAUCCUAAUAGGAUCUAUUUGAUGGGUCAAUCGGCUGGUGCACACAUUGCUUCAUGUGCUAUUGUGGAUCAAGCAAUAAAAGAAGCUGGAGAUUGCAGUCUUUCUUGGAGUGUAAAGCAGAUUAAAAUAUUUUUUGGAUUAUCUGGAGGGUAUAAUCUGUUUGAGCUCCUGGAUCAUUUCCAUAAUAGAGGUCUAUCUCGUUCUGUCUUUUUGAGAAUGAUGGAGGGUGAAGAAUCGUUGGGGCGAUUCUCUCCUGAAGUAAAAGUUGAGGAUCCUGCAAAUAGGAAAGCGGUUUCCCUUCUUCCACGCACUAUUCUUUUCCAUGGCACUCAAGACUACUCCAUUCCUUGUCACUCCAGUAAGUCGUUUGCGAAGACUCUUGAAAGGGUGGGUGUGGAAGCUGAAGCAGUUAUGUACGAGGGGAAGACGCAUACAGAUGUUUUCGUUCAGGAUCCUAUGAGGGGUGGGGAUGAUGAAAUGGUGCGUGAUUUAGUGGCGGUUAUCCAUGCCGCAGACGAGGAAGCCCUCGAUAAAGAUGACAAGGCUCCGCCAAGUAAACGCCUUGCACCGGAAUUCAUGUUGAAGCUUGCUAGAAUUGUUAGCCCUUUUUAAACCAAAACUUUCUAGAUCUUCUUUCUUUGCUUCUUGUUGUAGUUGGUUAAACUGUAUAUAAACUCUCAAGAACGGUAUUGCUGUUGUUUGUUUAGGUAUAGUUUUAUAAAAUCUUAUCACUUUGUCAAA